Triplophysa dalaica is the source of this 868-nucleotide messenger RNA. It is a transcript of the gene mtrfr, whose product is annotated as mitochondrial translation release factor in rescue. Gene Ontology annotation, cellular component: mitochondrion. The coding region runs from base 221 to 697 and encodes 158 amino acids. NCBI's taxonomy places the organism in Eukaryota, Metazoa, Chordata, Actinopteri, Cypriniformes, Nemacheilidae. Gene Ontology annotation, biological process: translational termination. The transcript has 2 exons. The record is from RefSeq and is a predicted model, not a curated record. Gene Ontology annotation, molecular function: translation release factor activity.
AAGCCAGUUCGUCAUGUGCCUUUUAACUGCAUUAAAAGAAGCACGGCUGUUUCGAGCUGAAGUGCGUAGAAAUGUUGAUAUCAAAACUUUAUUUCCAAUUGCCAUUUCGUUUAGUAUGAAUUUACUGUCAGAUAUGUUAUUUGAAUAUCAAGCAUUGUGAUUUAACGUCAAUACGCGCCAUUCGCAGUACAUCUCAGACAUUGAGAAGAAACUUUACAUCAUGUCUUCCCUGCUUCUGAGGAUUUUACACGGGUUUGGUCCACCAUUGCACAGGCAGUUAUUCAAGUGGCCGUUUGUUUUAGCGGCUGGCAAGAAAGAUCUCAUUGAUCUGCCUGUAUUAAAUGAAGAAGAUCUGGAGGAGCAAUUCGUCAGAGGUUCAGGACCUGGAGGACAAGCCACCAACAAAACCAGCAACUGUGUGGUGCUCAAACACCUCCCCACAGGCAUUGUAGUGAAGUGUCAUCAGACCAGAUCAGUGAACUCCAACAGAAAACUGGCCCGAGACAUUUUAAGAGAGAAACUGGAGGUCGAGUAUAAAGGUGAGGAAAGUGAACUGCUGAGAAGGCAAAGGGAAUCCAUCCAGAAGAAACAGGACAAACGGAGAAAAGUGAAUGAAAACAUUGAGAAAAAGAGAAGAUUCAAAGAGACCCUGAACACAGGAGGAGGAGAUUUCAGCAUCAAAAGUCAAGAACCUUGAUAACAAAUGCAAAUUCUUCUGCACAUGACUCUUGUCAUACAUUGACUAAUGCUGUAACAUCACUUAGAGACUAUAAAAUGUUACGCUUGCCUUUACACAAUCGGUUGAAGGAUAUAAUCUAUAAACAAACAAUGGGAAAUUUAAUUAUCAUUAUUAAAGACCUGAAUGCAA